GUCCAGAAAAGCUGAAAAGACUCGCGCAGCCCACCCAGGGACACCAAAUUGUCGUGGAAAUUAGACAACACUCGCAGACUCGUCCUCUUAAGAGCAGUCAUGUCUGACAGGAAAGCAGUAAUAAAAAAUGCGGACAUGUCGGAGGAGAUGCAGCAGGAUGCUGUUGAGUGUGCUACCCAGGCUCUAGAGAAGUACAACAUUGAGAAAGACAUUGCUGCCUACAUCAAAAAGGAGUUUGACAAAAAAUACAACCCCACCUGGCACUGCAUUGUCGGAAGGAAUUUUGGCAGCUACGUGACCCAUGAGACGAAGCACUUCAUCUAUUUCUACCUGGGCCAAGUGGCCAUUCUGCUGUUCAAGUCUGGCUGAGACGGAGCUUUACCUCAUUAUCACCUGACCAUUUAUUACUGACUGACUACAGAAAGGCUGAGCAUUCCAGUUCUGGGACCUGCCUUCUCUUGGCUGCUUUCCCCUCUUUUUGGUUUAAGAAAAUGUACAAGGAAAAAACAUGAGUAAAGAACAUAUUUAUUUUUUUUCUAUACACAGGCUGAAAAGUUGUCAUUUCAGUGUGUGUUUUUUAUUUUAUUUUAAUUAAAACAAAAUGGUUUGGCUCACUGGAUGGAUGUAAGGAGUAGUUGUUUUUUUUUGCACAAUGCAAGGUUAAGCCUGAAAAUGCCACAUAAAAUUCAAUGUCUAAAUGGAAUCUGUAAGUGGAUUGGUAUGUUGGUAUGUCUUUACCAGUGCCUUGAGGUUUGCCAUAAGUUUUACAAUCAUUUUGGUAGAAUGUUAUAUUAACCCCCAGUGUCUCCAAAACAUUAAUGUGGUAUCCUCAAUUUGCUAUUGUUGAGUUAGAUUUGGGUCUUUGAUAAAUAUGUACUUCACUAUUUUAUUGUGUUCAGUCACGUUAAUCAACUUCAGGCUUUUCUUCCUGCUCUCAUUUCAGUGGUGUUAAAUCAGCCAUCUAAAAAUGUCACUGUCUUUCCUAGAAAUUUUGGUUUCUCGCACUCCCCCACACACAUCCAAAUAGUUUAUCUAGAAUUUUAAUAGGUCUUGUCCCUAUAGAUUGCCACUCGAUUUAAACCUUGGUCAUUAAUUUCUGUUAAAGUACUGUGGUUUAAGAUGUUAUGUGCAACCUAUAUAAUUAAAUGUUCAUCUCAAGAUUACUGUA
This is a messenger RNA of Ictalurus punctatus (channel catfish), 1168 nucleotides long. It is a transcript of the gene dynll1, whose product is annotated as dynein, light chain, LC8-type 1. Lineage: Eukaryota; Metazoa; Chordata; Actinopteri; Siluriformes; Ictaluridae. Gene Ontology annotation, cellular component: cytoplasmic dynein complex. The coding region runs from base 100 to 369 and encodes 89 amino acids. Gene Ontology annotation, biological process: microtubule-based process; cilium assembly. Gene Ontology annotation, molecular function: dynein intermediate chain binding; dynein light intermediate chain binding. The transcript is spliced from 3 exons. The record is from RefSeq and is a predicted model, not a curated record.